Messenger RNA from Cyprinodon tularosa, 461 nucleotides. Its product is annotated as protein CIP2A homolog. Bases 209 to 439 code for a protein of 76 amino acids. The record is from RefSeq and is a predicted model, not a curated record. NCBI's taxonomy places the organism in Eukaryota, Metazoa, Chordata, Actinopteri, Cyprinodontiformes, Cyprinodontidae. The transcript is spliced from 4 exons.
AGCUGGAUUUGCUUCUAAGGAGAGUCGCCUCCAGGAGCUUCUAGAGGCCAAAGCUCUGGCUCUUUCUCAGGCCGACCGUCUCAUCGCCGAGUAUCGACUCCAGAGAGCUCAGGCUGAGGCAGAGGCUCGGAAGCUGGCAGGUCUGCUGAAGGAUACAGAGCGUCGACGGGAGGAUCUGCAGGGCGAGCUGAGUAACCAGGUGCUGGAGAUGGAGCGAGCUAAAGCCGACAUGAAGCUGCUGCUGCAGCACAAAGACCGGCUGCAGAAGGGCUCUGAAGAACACCAAGUUCUCAAAGGAGCCUACAACGCCCUGCUCAACAGGUUUAAUGAAACAGAGCGUCUGCUGAAGGAGGUGCAGGCGGCUCACAUGUCUCUAAACAAACAGAACGACGCUCUGAAGAAAGACCACAAAAUGCUUCAGCAGCAGAAGGACAGGUAGGAAACUCUUCAUCACAGCCGGA